UGUCAGCUGGGAAGGAGCUGCAAACAUGGUGAUCUUCAGUGUGUAUGUUGUGAAUAAAGCUGGUGGCUUAAUCUACCAGUAUGACAACUACGUCCCGAGAAGUGAGGUGGAAAAGACCUUCAGCUAUCCUUUAGACCUGGUGCUGAAACAUCACGACGAAAAAGUCAUCGUUUCGUUUGGACAGCGGGAUGGGGUUAAAGUGGGACACGCAGUGUUGUCCAUCAACGGAGUAGAUGUGAUGGGAAAGAACACGGCGGACGGAAAGGACAUCCUUGAAUAUUUAAAAGAUGCCGCAAAUUACCCCGUGUCGAUCCGUUUUGGCCGGGCUCGCCUGAGCUCCAACGAGAAGCUGAUGCUGGCCUCCAUGUUUCACUCGUUAUUUGCAAUAGGUUCACAGCUGUCUCCUGAAAUUGGCAGUUCGGGAAUCGAAAUGCUGGAGACUGAUGUCUUCAAACUCCACUGCUUUCAGACUCUCACAGGGAUAAAGUUUAUUGUGCUGGCAGACCCUCGACAGUCCGGCAUUGAUGCCUUGUUAAGGAAGAUUUAUGAGAUUUAUUCUGAUUUUGCUCUGAAGAACCCGUUCUACUCUCUGGAAAUGCCAAUCAGGUGUGAACUGUUUGACCAAAAUCUGAAGGGCGCACUUGAGGUCGCAGAGAAAGCUGGCAACUUUGGAGCUGGGUCUUAAAUCAUAGACGCGAGUAUGACUGGAAAGAACUCCGUGCAUUUUGUUCUUGGAUUUGUCUCUUUUUCGUUAUUGCUAGUAAAUCAUUGUAAAUAAAUAAUUUUUUGUAAAUACUUUCA
This is a messenger RNA of Cololabis saira (Pacific saury), 801 nucleotides long. It is a transcript of the gene trappc4, whose product is annotated as trafficking protein particle complex subunit 4. Lineage: Eukaryota; Metazoa; Chordata; Actinopteri; Beloniformes; Belonidae. Gene Ontology annotation, biological process: endoplasmic reticulum to Golgi vesicle-mediated transport. Gene Ontology annotation, cellular component: TRAPP complex. The coding region runs from base 26 to 685 and encodes 219 amino acids. The record is from RefSeq and is a predicted model, not a curated record. The transcript is spliced from 5 exons.